Pantherophis guttatus is the source of this 1205-nucleotide messenger RNA. RefSeq names its product olfactory receptor 2G3-like. Gene Ontology annotation, cellular component: membrane. The record is from RefSeq and is a predicted model, not a curated record. Lineage: Eukaryota; Metazoa; Chordata; Lepidosauria; Squamata; Colubridae. Gene Ontology annotation, molecular function: G protein-coupled receptor activity; olfactory receptor activity. Gene Ontology annotation, biological process: G protein-coupled receptor signaling pathway.
UUUUUAAGAUUUUUUUCCUCUUUAAACUGACAUCUAAAGCAAAUUCUCUUGUCUCAACUAAAGGAAAACUGAUACGAAAAUGGAAAAGCAGGAAUAUUUUUCUACCUGAUAGUAAUUUUGUUGUUCCAUGCAUCAAAACACUCUCAUGAAAUUCCUGGAAUCAUUUCAUUACACUGAUAUAAAAAAAUAGCUGUUAGCUGUUGUCAACAUUGGGUUUUUCUAGAUUUACAUAUUUAAAAAUGGGAGUUGAUCUAAAGGUCUUUUUUCUUCUUCUCAGACAGGAGGCCAUGACAGAAGCUAAGAACAUCACUUCUGUCAAGGAAUUCAUCCUGCUGGGACUCACCAGCCACAGAAAAUUUCAGCUUCUCCUCUUUGGGGUCAUUCUCAUUAUCUACUUGCUUACAGUUUUGGGGAACCUGCUGAUCAUCAUAUUGGUGCAGGUUGAUUCAAACCUUCACACACCCAUGUAUUAUUUUCUCUCACAUCUUGCAUGGGUAGAUAUGUGUUACGUAACUACCACUAUGCCUCUAAUGUUAACUCAGCUCCUGACUGGAGAUGGAGCCAUUUCUUUAGCAUUCUGCAUGGUCCAGAUAUACAUUGCAGUGGCCUUAGGGGGUGUUGAGAUUCUCCUGUUUGGAGUCAUGGCCUAUGACCGCUACCUAGCCAUCUGCCGUCCCUUACUUUACCCUGUUCUCAUGGACAAGAGCUGCCAAUUGCAGUGUAGUUCAAUAUGCUGGAUAACAGCUCCUCUGGUCUGUGUGAUUUAUAUUGUCUGCCUUCUUUGCCAAAACUAUUGUGGUCCCAAUCGGAUCAAUAACUUCAUAUGUGAGAUGCCAGUGGUGCUGAAACUUGCAUGUGGUGAUACCAGAAUUGCCGAGGUGAUUAUUUUUGGUAUAGGAGGAUUUUUCCUUUUGGUUCCCCUUUCUAUUGUAUUGACCUCCUAUGGAUUUAUUCUUCAUUCUGUCUUACAAAUGAAAUCCAGUGGCCGUCGCAAGGCUUUCUCUACCUGUGGCUCCCAUCUUAUUGUGAUCUCCAUGUUUUAUGGCCCUUUGCUUUGGGUGUACAUAAUUCCAAAGACUGACUCAGCUGCUGAUCGUGAUAAACAGAUUUCAAUCUUCUACGUAUUGAUCACUCCACUGCUCAACUCUGUCGUUUACACCCUGCGAAACAAGGACUUUCAUAGGGCAGUAGUCAAGAUCUUGUGA